Molecule: messenger RNA, 5504 nt
Organism: Eriocheir sinensis (Chinese mitten crab)
Lineage: Eukaryota; Metazoa; Arthropoda; Malacostraca; Decapoda; Varunidae
Product: hormone receptor 4-like
Exons: 12
Coding region: 651-3512 (953 amino acids)
Biological process (GO): regulation of DNA-templated transcription
Molecular function (GO): sequence-specific DNA binding; DNA-binding transcription factor activity; zinc ion binding
Source: RefSeq, a predicted model, not a curated record
CAGCGCCGCGCACCGCCUCGGGACGCAGGCACUGCAGGCCGCGUGAGCGCCGCUGUUUCUCCGCACUCAGGAAAUUCUUGGCGUUGGCCGUGUAGCAUUCUCGGGCGCGCGGCACGCAGCGGUGAAGGUCGCAGACGUUGCUGGGAUGGCGGCGAAGAGCUUCCCAGGAGGCGGACUUGAGCUUUCCGUGCGGCUGGGAGUAGAGCCGCGGCGUGGCGGGGGGCGGGAGCAGGCCGGAGGGGCGGAGCGGGAGUCUAGACUGGCACCGGUGGGCUGGCCGGGGCCCUCGCAAUGAAAGAGAAAGCUGGCGUCGAACUCUGGGCGGUGCUAAGACCAACCACUCUGGUCGGAUGGUCGAACCCGCGUCUCGGGCUGGUCCGUCAGUUUCUCCCCGACCACCGCCCCGCGUGGAGGGUCCCUUGCUGUGUUGUCUGGCGGGCGCAGUGUGUGCCUGACCUUCUGAGUGUUGUGUGUGGUGCUUCCCUGGCGCGAGUGUUGCCGCCCAAAGAUGCAGUGACGCGAGUGUGUACUCUCCGUGUUAGCGACAGUGUCUCAACAGCGGCCCCGUUGCGGCUGCUUCGGCCUACCUGUUGCCCUGCCCGUCCUUGCCACAACCUGCCCGGCGCGCCAGGCCGCCCCCCGCCGCCUGCAUGGUGGACAUCAGAGUCGAUCGUUCACACUCCAACUCCAUGUUGACACAAGGAAUUAUGACGGUGACGUUGCUCCAGUGUGAGGGCGUCAAGAUGAGCCUCUUCCAGGACUUGAAACUUAAGCGCCGAAAGGUUGACUCCCGGUGCAGCAGUGACGGGGAGAGCCUGGCAGAGUCGUCCUCAUGCUCGCCAGACUCCGGCUCCUCGGGGGGUGAAGCGUCCUCGUGCAGCCCGGUCCAGCCCCAGCCGCCCUCGGAGUCACCGCGCGGUUCGCCCCACCCGCGCCCGCCCAACCCCGAGAGGUCGUCCCCCGACAGUGCCGGCGAUGAGUUCGUGGAGGUCAAGAGCUGCCAGGAGUCCGGCUUCGGCCAUGGCGACGACACCCACGAUGCCCACGUGUUCGACGGCGGCGGCGUGCAGCCCGUGUCCUCGUCGGCCACCACGCUGCCCUCGCACGCGGCCUCGGGCCUCUCGCCCAUGCCGCAGUACGUGGACACCGACCUCCCGGAGCGCAUGUCCACCACGCCGCCUCCGCCCGACACCAGCGAUCACGCCUCGGAGGUCACGUCGGCGUCUGCAGGCAUGGGUGCGUCGCUGCCGCCGCCCAUGGUGUCCCUCGGGCCGCCCAUCACCAGUCUGGGCGCCAUCCCCCCCUCGCUGGCCGCCACUAUGGCUGGUCUCACCCCCGGCGUGGUCACCUCCGCGGGCCUGCGCGCCGCGCCGCCCAUAAGCGCCGCGCAGCCCUACUGGCACAGCGCCGCCAGCCGCAUCAACGGCGUGCGGCCGGAGUUCGUCAGCGGCGGCCUGGUGCAGCCCUCGCAGUCCAUCAUGGCGCCCGUGCCCACGCCGGCGGACUCCAGCCGGGCGGGCUACUCCCCGCGCCUCCGCACGCCCACGGUCAUCAUGGGCGAGGCGGGCGGCGUCAAGACAAUGUUCUGGUCAACCCCCAACGAGCUGCAGACGCCCGUGUCCCAGGCGCCGCGCGAGGUGCUGACGCGCCCCGCCACGCCCUGCGGCUACGGCGCCGACACCAGCGACGCGUCGGUGCGGGCGUCCGUGGACGGCCUCCUCACGCUGGGCCAGGACAAGCGCGGCUCGCCCUCGCAGCUGUCCCCCACCAGCACGCUGUCCCUCUCCCCCGCCGCGCGCUCCCCAAUCACUCAGACCUCCCGCUCCCCCCACACCCACACCCCGGUGCCCCGCUCACCCUACGCGGGCGCCCCCUCCUCGCCGGGGUACCAGGUGGUGCGUAACCUGGGCUCGCCGCACAGCUCCCCCGGGGACCUGCAGCUGCUGCACAGCGCCUCCUACAUGCACUCCCCCAGCGGCGGCGACAGCCAGCGGCACCCCUCCACGCCCCUCAACAUGGAGCGGCUGUGGGCCGGGGACCGCUCGCAGCUCCCCCACACGCAGCCUGACUCGCAGGCGGCGCUCAACCUGACCACGGUGGGCAUGUGGGGCGCGCGCAGCACGUGCGUGGAGAGCCCCGCGCCCACGCCCAGCCAGCCCGCCACCAUCGAGGAGGACGACGAGGACCAGCCCAUGAUCUGCAUGAUCUGCGAGGACCGCGCCACGGGCCUGCACUACGGCAUCAUCACGUGCGAGGGGUGCAAGGGUUUCUUCAAGCGGACGGUGCAGAACAAGCGCGUGUACACCUGCGUGGCGGACGGCGACUGCGAGAUCACGAAGGCGCAGCGCAACAGGUGUCAAUACUGCCGCUUCCAGAAGUGUCUGCGGCAGGGCAUGGUGCUAGCAGCCGUGCGGGAAGACCGUAUGCCCGGCGGCCGCAACUCCGGAGCCGUCUACAACCUCUACAAGGUAAAGUACAAAAAGAAAAAUAAGAAGAACGGGCAGAUUAAGCAAGGAGGGAACACAUCACCAGACAAGAAAAUGAGUCUGGACCCGCUGAUGAUGGCCGGAACAACCUCCCUCAGCAGUGCCUCCCUGUCCCUGCCCAUUCCCAGCCCCCUCACCUCGCCCCCCACCAUCACCUCGCCCCCCAUGCCCUCCCCCCUCAACACGGGACACAUCCUCAAGGCAGCGCUCACCAAUCCCUCGGAGGUGGCUCACUUCCGGCAGCGGCUGGACAAUACUGUGUCCUCCACCAGAGAGCGAGUCAUGCCUUACCCAGUUGCACAAGCCAUGAUAAGAAUGUUGAUAGACUGUGAUGACUUUGAGGACAUCGCAACGUUAAAGAACCUCGACGACCUUCUCGACCACAAAAGUGACUUAUCCACCAAGCUCUGCCAACUCGGGGACUCCAUAUCCAUCAAGCUCGUGCAGUGGACCAAGCGCCUUCCCUUCUACCAAGAGCUUCCCGUCGAGGUUCACACGCGGCUCCUCACACACAAGUGGCACGAGCUCCUGGUCCUCACCACCUCCGCCUACCAGGCCAUCUACGGACUACAAAAAUUGGGCUCCAGGUCCUCCGAUGGCACCGAGGCGGAAUUCCAUCAAGAGGUGUCCAACAAUCUGUGCACCCUACAAACGUGCCUCAACUCCAUGAUGGGCCGCCCGAUCACCAUGGACCAGCUGCGCCAGGAGGUGGGCGUCAUGGUGGAGAAGAUCACCCACGUCACGCUGGCGCUGCGCAAGAUCAAGAUACAGAUUGAGGAGUACGUCUGCCUCAAGGUCAUCGCCAUGUUGAACCAGUCCCGGAGCAGCCACAAAGAGCUGGAGGUGAUCCAGGAGCGGUACAUGGGCUGCCUGCGCUCCUUCUGUGAGACCCACUACCCCUCCCAGCCCUCCAGAUACCAGGACCUGCUAGUCAGACUCCCAGAUAUCCAGGCAGCAGCCGCCAUCCUGCUGGAGACCAAGAUGCUGUAUGUUCCUUUCCUGCUGAACUCCACCAUCAACAGAUAGCAAUAAACCAGCGCCGCCACUGGAGCCAGUCGUUGCCUGCGAGGCGUCUCAUAGUGGACCACAUGCCGUCCUGCGCCUGCCGCGGCCCCCCCGGCGGGGCCGUGCGGCCUCCCCUGUCAUCGCCGUAACUGUCAGCCAACCUUCCUUUGGCUUGUGCCCACUGUGGUCAGUCCAUGAAAGUUACCAAUGUUGCAAGGUGCGUGAUAUUUAUGAAGUGACAAUCUAGCCAGAGCAUUUAUUUUGCUAAAGAUUUUUUUUCUGGUGGUUGUGCAACCAACUUAACUGUGAUGGGAGUGUGUACCAGUUUCCUGUGACAUUUUAAUUUUUUGUAUAAAUUUAUCUUUUUCUAAGACUUCCCUAGAUACAUUACCAAAGGUUUUCCUUAUAGAUUCUUAGGGCCGAUGGCGGAAUGAAAAUUCCCUCGACCCGGAACACAAAUACUUAAUGACGUGCAAUGAACGCGUUGCACAACUGUUUGCGGUAUAUUUUCUCUGCUCUUUUUCACCAUCUAAUGAAAAUAACUAGUCGCAGAAAAGUAUAUCUACUUAAGCAAAGAGUUCUAGUUUUAUAGUGUUCAAGAUUGACCCAGCACAAGAAGCCUGCAAAGUGUGUCCGUGAGUGUCCCGCGCGUGGUGUCGUGCGUGUGGAGGCAGGGCGAGGCGCUCCCCGCCGCCCGGCCGCCACAGCCCCGGGAGGCAGUGACGUGCCCAUGGCAGGCCGCGCCGCCUGAGGGGGCACUCGCCAGGGCCACUGCAGGGCCGGUGACCCUCGUUCAGGAGCAGUAUUGCAUGGACAGAUUUACUCCUAGUAUUACAAACAGUAACAAGGAAACAGUUCCUAGAAAGAUCCUACUAACAGUUUUCGACGCACUGAUCCUCAACGUGCUAAGAGAAAUCUUCUAUGUCUUGUAAAACACAUCACUUUUAUUGUUAAGGUUUAUACAGAUGAUUUGUAUCUCAGAGGCACAAGUUAAACCAAGGUCUUGUGCUGCCAUAUAAGUGUACCAUUUAUACAUUUAUUAAGAAUAAAGAUUUCCUAGAAAUAAAUAUGUGGGAAAAAAGUUUAUUAUUGAGUAAAGUUUUGUAAAUACACUUUUACAAAUGAAUCUUUUGUUUGUACAGUUUUCGGUACUAGAGCUGGUGUAUGUUGUGACAGUGUGAAUGUGCAGCUGUGUGUCUGGCCGCAGGACACAGUGGAGGCAGCUUACAGAGUACUCAGCAGACCUACAGACCCAACGCCUUAUACUUCCACGGUUUUAUAUAGCAAAGAUUUAUCAGACAUUUCCGACACUUGCAUUUCUCCUUCAUCCGACACACAGAAGCCUUGAUAUUUAUUCUUUCCUCACUCAAGUUGUAGCGUUGCCCGAUGCAGAUGUUUUGAUAGCCAUGAAAAUUUCCUGGUGGGUGUUUCUAAUUGUCUCAGAACCAUCAAAUUCUUAAUAAAUCGGCGGACCAGUUUGUCGCUGCUCCCGAACCUCACGCCACUGCUGAUCAUCCUCGCGAUAUUACUAUUAUUAUUAUUAUUAUUAUUAUUAUUAUUAUUAUUAUUAUUAUUAUUAUUAUUAUUAUUAUUAUCAUUGUUAUUAUUGUUAUUUCCUACACUGUGGUAAAAUUUAUUAUUAUUAUUAUUUAUUAUUAUUAUUAUUAUUAUUAUUAUUAUUAUUAUUAUUAUUAUUAUUAUUAUCACACAUUUUUGUUACCUGCAUCUCUAAAUGGUAUUCCUGUACUAAUGUUAUAUCAGCACUGUUACCUGCACUAGUCUUUGAUCUCAUGUUACCUUUUAUAUAUAUAUAUAUAUAUAUAUAUAUUUACAUACAUAUAUAUUUCCUUUAAUAAAAUCUUCUGAAACUAUAAAAGAGAAACAAUUGGCAUUCGGGGAGUCAGUGGCGAGAACAUCCUGCAAUGUGAGUACGCUGUAGGCUGACUCUUUAGUAUAGUCAAGCAAUCAAAUUUGUUGCUUCUAUAUUUAAAGAAAUAUACAAGUGAAUUUUAA